Molecule: messenger RNA, 3226 nt
Organism: Pungitius pungitius (ninespine stickleback)
Lineage: Eukaryota; Metazoa; Chordata; Actinopteri; Perciformes; Gasterosteidae
Product: EMILIN-3
Exons: 4
Coding region: 1-2796 (931 amino acids)
Molecular function (GO): protein binding
Source: RefSeq, a predicted model, not a curated record
AUGCGUUCUGUGAUGGCUGUGAGUCCUUUUGUGGUCAUUACCCUGUUUUUGUCCCUGGUCGAAACCAAGUUCUACAGACCACUCCAAUUUAACCAGUAUGGAGCUGGGCUCCACCAACACCAGGAUCAAGGGAAAGUCACCAGCAGACACAAGAACCACUGCGCCUAUGUGGUCGAAAAGACGGUGUCCUUCACCGUGCAGGAUGGGGCGGCCCCAUACGUAAAAGCUGAAUACAACAAGUGCUCCUGGGCUCAAAAAUGUCCAUCUAUACAGUAUCGUCUUAUGUACAAACCAAUCUUCAAGGUGGCGCAUAAAACCGUCACAGAGCUGGAGUGGCGCUGUUGUCCCGGGUACUCUGGAUAUGGCUGCAUGGAGGGACAUCCAGUUUACCAAAGCCCCAUGAAAAUGAUGCCACCAUUCAAGGGCCCACCAGUGAAAGGUCUGCAGUUUAAGGGGCCACAGUUCAAAGGGCCGCAGUACAAAGGUCCCAUGUUCACGGGUCCCGUGUUCAAGGGCCCACCUAUCAACACUGCUGUGAAGGCCAGCCCAUGGAGUCAACACCAAGGACCUCCUACUGGCAGUUUAAACUCCUACCAAAUGCACCACUUUGGGCCUCCAAGGACCUCCUCCUUCCCAGACACCUCCUUCGAACCUUAUCCGUCCGAGCCGGAGCCAAUGCCAGAGCACCAGGAACCACAUCACACAGAGCACGACCAAGAACAUGAGAAUGGGCAUGAACAUGAGCGCGAGCAGCAACAUGAGCAUGAGCAGGAACAAAGCCAAGGACCUGAGGAACACAUACAAGAGGAGGUCCCUCCUGCGCCCUCCGGUGGUGAACAGACUGAAGGCCAAUCUCUGGACAAUCAGACAGAGGAGCGUAUAUUUCGAAUUGAAGAGGAUGUGCGACGUCUAAACCAGGGCCUGGAAACCCUGAGGGGAACUGUGAAUGGACUGGAAGAUAGUCUACGAGCCUCCCUGAGAGAGGAUGCCAACAGGAUGCUGUCAGCUCUGCUCUCUGCUGUCCCUGGUCCGAUUCCCUCUCCUGUUGUUGCCUCUGGUCCAGCCAGUGUAGGGUUUGUAGAGAUUCCCGGGGGAGACCCUGCUGCAGAGGGUCUAGAUGGCAGACACGUGUUUUCAGGCAUCACAGAACUGAACGGGAUGAUGGAGGAGCUCAGGACAGAGCUGCAAGUGAAGACAGCAGAGAUGCAGGAACUAAAAGCAACGGUGACAGGACACGAUGGAGCACUGAAGAAGAUGUCAAAUAGAGCUGCGGCGGUUUCAGACUCCAAUGGAAAUUCAGAGAAAGCUAUGGAGAACAUAAUGGACUCAAAGCUGAGUGCAGCAAGGACAGAAAUUCUCGGUGGGUUUGAGACACGUGUGAAAAGUGCAGAGGGGCGAUGCGAGGACAAAGUUGGGGAUCUGCGACGUCAAUGCCAGAGGGAGAAAAAUGAGAGGCAGGAGCAGUUGGAGGACGCUGUGGACGAGAGUAACACAGACUUGAGAACCGAGCUGAGAAACCUCCAGGUCCAGGUCCAAGGCUUGAAGGCAACAGAGAGCUGUUCUGGCAGAGUGAGUGGGCUGGUAGAAAGGGUACAAAUGCUGGAAACAUCAGUGGCAGGCCUCAACCAGUCCCAGGGGUACCUGAGUAUAGAGCUGGGUGGACACAAGGACCACAUAGAGGGUAUCCUGGAAGGGCGUCUGGGGUAUGUAGAAGCCAAGCUCAACCUGACUGGGGAGAUUCAAAGUGAUGAGUCUGGAAGGAGGAGUGGUGUCCCAGACAGAACAGGGACAGGACAGGGGGUGGAAGCAAGAAUGGAUGGUAAAUUGAGGGAUCUGGAAGGUCGAUUAUUGAUGGCUUUGGACGAGCUGGGCAACGCCACUGCUCCCGCACUGCUGGAAGGUCAUUCUGUUCCUGCUCUGGAGACAGAGCUGGAGUCUCUCAGGGCAAGACUAGAGGUUGAUGUGGACAGAGUUCAAAAGCACCUGAGCAGUCUGGAGAUCCUCUGCUCUUCUUCCUGUUCCUCAUCUCAAUACCCAAACGCCGUCCAGGGAGACUCAGUGGCGCCAAGUGCCAAUCUGGCAGAGGAGCAGUAUGUGAUGGAGGCCAUUAACAAGCACAGUGACCGUUUGAAUAGCCUCAAUGUCACACUGCAGAAAGUCCUGAGGCGUCUGAUCCCCAGGGACAAGCAGGAACAAGCCGAGGGAGUUCACCCCAUCCAGGGAGAGCUCACAAUCCUCAAGUUCAAUGUCCGCUCAGUCAACCGCACCCUCAAAGGCCUCCAGGAUUCCCUGGGGACAGUGGUCCACCAGGUGGGCCAAGCCAACAGCUCCUGGCAUGAGAGAGAAGCUCGCCUGGCCCAGCAGAUCAAGGGGGUGGUGCAGCUGGUUGGACAUCAGGCUUCCAUGCUUGGGGCAGGUGAGCGCAGACUGACCCGGGUUAAAGGUGAGCUGCAGGAGAUGAAGAGGCGCCUAGCCGAGGAGGUCAAGGGCUGCCGAAGCACAACAAUGGUGGUCCAGAAAGAGGUGAUAGAGGUUGGAGGGCGUGUUGCCAGUGUGGAAGACCAAUGCAAGGGCCUGAAUUACCUAGCAGAUGACCUGGAGAGAAUCAGGGAGGAGUUGGAGAGACAAUCGAAUGGGCUUCUCGUGCAAGUCAACGGGACUCUUUCCAGCCAUGCCCAGCAGCUGUCUGAGCUGAGAGGUGAACUCAGAAACUGCACCUCCCAGGUAGAGCCCACACAACAGAGUUUAGAGUUGGAGCCACAGCUGAGACGAGGGGACACCUUCACUUUGAAUUAGUUCAGUUCACACAUAGUUACCAACAAUAGAUUUUAUUAAAAUGAAUGAAAAAAGGGAAAAUACUGUUCAGGGGUAGUGGGGGUCAACCCCCAUUUUAUUAUUUGAUUUGUAAAAUACAAAAAGGUUUUGAACCUGCACUGAAGGAUGGUUUUAGUUAGCUUACACUAUAUGAUGAAACAACAUGGCAGCUAAUUCCAACUGCACUAAUAACACAGAAUCGUGAUAUUCAAUCAAUCAAGAAGUUGUCGAAAUUGACUUGUUUUUGUCAUUGGCCUUUAUUUAGAAAAUCCAGUGAUUGAGGAAGAUGACAACAAACUGCACCCGUUUUACAGUUUCUGUAAACUUACAACAUUAUAUAUAACAAUAUUUACACAUUUAAGGUUUUGCAUUGAUUGUAUACGAGAUAUUAUGUUUUUAUAUGAUUCCAGUU